AUGGGGAUCCCUUUGAAGUUUGAACUUUAUUUUCGAUCGCUAGGAGGGAAUGGUUGUAAUGCUCCCGUGUCCAGCUGCGGCCGCGCCACGGCACACGGGUUCACGGGCAUCAGGCACACCACGACACAAAAGGAGGGGGCCCCAGGCUUUAUUUGCCCCCUCCCAGACUUCCGCUUCCCACCCCAGCCACACCAGAGAUCGAAAGAGCGCGCCGGAAUCCCAACGGACUCCCAACUCCCAAGCAAGCAAAAAUGGCGCCGCCGCCGUCGUGGAUUAUCCUCUCCACCACCCCGCGCGUCUCCGACACACCCCUCCCUCCCGCACGACUUCGCCCUCUCCCUCAACGUCCAAGCUCCCCCGCGCGUCUCCUUCCUCACCCUCGCCCCGUCGGUCUCCUUCCUUCUCGCCGACUUCCACUUCACUGUGGGCAGUGGAGGCGAAGAGGACACCCUCGUCCGCUACUGGUCAAGGACCCGCAACUGGCGCACCGAGUAUGAAGCCUCCCCAGACCAGACCAGCACGAUGAGGUGCCCGCGCGACAGGUACUGGGUCUUCGACGACGUCGUCUCCCACCACGGCAAAAUCUGCUUCGUCCCUCUCCCGGACGUCGACGUCGACUUCGACCAAGACCGUCGCUUCUCCUCUGACUUGGAAUCCAAAUUCGAGAGAGGAAUCAUCGGCCGCCGCUACGUGCAGCUCAGCGACGCCAAGUUCCGCUGCGUCCAGAUCCGCAAGCCCAGGGGCCACGCCCACGGCGCCAGCGCCGCACCCACGUUCAUCACCAUGCGCACGCUCGACGACCGCGAGACGGGCGACUGGACGGAUCCCGAGUACAAGCUCUCCUUCGCCGACAUCCGGGCCUCCGACACCUUCAAGGCGGCCGGGCUACCGGACAAGGACCCCGUCUUCGCGCUCAUCCACCCAAAAAACCCCGACGUGCUCUACUUCUUCCUCGACGGCUACCUCUUCUCCUUCGACAUGCGCGCCAAGAAGCUGAUCGAGUGCGAGGCCCACGGGCUCGGGAACAACCCAUCUUCCGCCUCCGUUCGCGCCUGGGAGCUGCCGCCCGACUACGCCGCAGCAAUCGCACCCGCACCCGCAGCUUUUCGUCACUACAGAAGGUUGGAUCAACAAGAAGAGUUGGAGUUGGGGACAGUGGUCAGUUUUUUGGCAGGAUUAGCUAGGAAAGCAAUAAUAUGAUGCUGGAGUCGGUAGAUGAAGCUAGUACGGGCUGGGAUCUAUGUAUAAGCUUGAUGAUGGAGUAUUACCUACUAUAUCUCAUUUCAUCAUCUACUAAGGAUCGAUGAAUAUACUAUACCAGUAUAGAUAAAUGGACAUGUUCUCGUAGCUAGUGUAAGGGUACGGCAUCUCGAUCUGCUUCCUGGUUUGUUGUGUUACUGCUGUUUGUGCGUUAAUGCACAGUGCAAUAUUAUUUCGGAGGCAUGGCGAUGAAGGAAA
Sorghum bicolor (sorghum) is the source of this 1458-nucleotide messenger RNA. RefSeq lists its product as uncharacterized. The record is from RefSeq and is a predicted model, not a curated record. NCBI's taxonomy places the organism in Eukaryota, Viridiplantae, Streptophyta, Magnoliopsida, Poales, Poaceae. The transcript is spliced from 6 exons. Bases 1 to 1200 code for a protein of 399 amino acids.